AUGCCUCGUCAGCACGAUCGGCACAUCAUCGCCCAGCUUUCUCCCGUCUUCCAUCUUCUUUGGGCCUUCGGAGCGCCCCCUCAUCUCGUACCUUGUGUUAUUCCCGUCAUGGCCUCCAGUCAACGAGGGCGCCGGCUGCUCAAGACCAUAAUGAAGUCAUACCGUUUGCGACUGCCGCGCUUUGAUAAUCUACGCCUGCGACCGUGGUUCCUACUAGCGACUGUCCUCAUAAUGCUUUUACUGGCUUUCCUGGGGUUCACGAACUUCUCCCACUCGCUUCCCUUGAAUGACAAGGCACUGCAUUUCUUAUGUUUUGGUAUUGCAACCGGGGUUUUCUAUUUCAUCUUUGACGUUGAAGAGGAGAGCCGCCGACAUUGGUUCUGGAGGAAUGUCGCGUUAAUCGUCACCGUCUUCGUCUGCUUUAUCUGUGGGGGCAUCUUCAGCGAAGUGGUGCAAUCCAUGCUGCCAUAUAAACAGUUCCAGUUUGGAGACAUUGCGGCCAACCUAUUAGGCUCAUCUAUCGGGCUCCUCGUGUCGUACUACCUGGAACGGUACUACCGCACACGACGAGAGAUCGCUCGGCUGUACCAACCACUUGACGGAGGUUCGCUAUCCGACUUUGAAGAUGAUGAGGAAGAAGGCCUACAACUGCUGCCCACACAUCGGACAACUCAGAGUUCAGCGAAAGGACCACAGAAAUCUGCGCGGCUGGAAAAUGUGUGGGACGAGCGCGAAGAGUUGUUUGGAGUGGGUGGUGACAGCGACGAUGAAGACGUGACACCCACUGCUGCCCCAAUGCCGUCUAAACCAACUCAUCACAGUGGACCACCCGUUCCAAAAGUCUACGUGACCCCCGCUUGA
Messenger RNA from Mycena indigotica, 861 nucleotides. RefSeq lists its product as uncharacterized. NCBI's taxonomy places the organism in Eukaryota, Fungi, Basidiomycota, Agaricomycetes, Agaricales, Mycenaceae. The record is from RefSeq and is a predicted model, not a curated record. The transcript has 9 exons. Bases 1 to 861 code for a protein of 286 amino acids.